This is a messenger RNA of Ictalurus punctatus (channel catfish), 6798 nucleotides long. RefSeq names its product listerin E3 ubiquitin protein ligase 1 (gene ltn1). NCBI's taxonomy places the organism in Eukaryota, Metazoa, Chordata, Actinopteri, Siluriformes, Ictaluridae. The record is from RefSeq and is a predicted model, not a curated record. The transcript has 30 exons. Gene Ontology annotation, cellular component: RQC complex; cytosol. The coding region runs from base 89 to 5386 and encodes 1765 amino acids. Gene Ontology annotation, biological process: rescue of stalled cytosolic ribosome; ribosome-associated ubiquitin-dependent protein catabolic process. Gene Ontology annotation, molecular function: ribosomal large subunit binding; ubiquitin protein ligase activity; zinc ion binding.
ACAGUUUUAAAGUGAAGUAAGUAACAGCUAGCUGUCUUCUACAGGCUGAGUUGAAACUCGGAGUCAACGCUAAACAAAAUCACACAACAUGGGUGGCAAAAAUAAACAAAGGACGAAAGGGAAUGUUCGGCCAUCCAGCAGUGGCAGAGCUGCCGAACUCUUAGCUCGGGAAAAUGGAGUGGUUCCUGGAUUUGUUGGAUUUGGGAUUUCGGCCUCCAACGACCCGGGAUACGUGCCUGCGGUCCACGGCGCUGAGGAAAUAGACAACCUGGUGGAUGCUGAUUUCCGUCUGGUUUUACGGAAAUUGUACAAGCGAGAUGCAGUCACGAAACUGAAGGCUGUACAAGAAUUUGGAGCAAUGUGUCACGAGCGUGAUUCAGACAUAGUGAAAGGAGUUCUUCCAUACUGGCCACGUAUAUACUGCAAAAUAUCAAUGGAUCAUGACAGACGAGUUCGAGAAGCCACACAGCAGGCAUUUGAACAGCUGAUCCUGAAAGUCAAGCGUAACCUCGCCCCGUAUCUGAAGGCGAUAAUGGGCCAUUGGCUCAUAGCUCAGUGUGACACAUAUUCCCCUGCUGCCUCUGCUGCUAAUGUUGCCUUCCAGGCUGCUUUCCCCCUCAACAAACAGCCAGAGGCUCUCAGCUUCUGCAAAGAUGAAGUGCUGACCGUGCUCCAAGACAAUCUGCUCAAGGAAACAGCUGACACACUCACUGACCCACAGAGCGUACCAGAAGACGAGAGACAGGCAAAAUAUGUGCGUGUGCUGACCAGCUCGCUGCUGGCUCUCAAGAAACUGCUUGUGUCCCUGUCCACGUCUGAUCGUGAGGCUCUCAGCCAGCGGCUCGCUCACAUCAUCUCACAGGCGAAAUUCUGGAAGUACAGCAAACACAAAACCCCACAGGUCAGAGGGGCGUUCUUUAAGGCGGUAGCUGCGCUGUGUGAACUCGUUCCUCAGCUUGUUCAGACCGAAGCAGCUCGAGUUUGUUCUGCCGUACUCCUCAGUAUCGAUGACUCGGACCCCGUCGUGUUGCCGCCGCUGUGGGAAGCCGUUCUGCACGUUAUCUCCAGCAUACAGGACUGUUGGACUCACGCAAAUGCUCGGAAGGGUGUGCUGCCCAAGCUAUGGGCUCUGUUAAGAGAAGGGGGACGGGGCCUGGCCACCGCCCUGCACCCCAACAUGCUUCCAUUUAUCAGCAAACUGCCAGCAGAGGUCAUUGAACCCAAGCUCGACUUCUGUAGCACAUUCUUCUCUUCCAUUAUACAAGGUCUUUCCAGCGAGCGUGCACUAGUCAGCCCGUCAGAAUGCGCAGCCAUUGUCUUUUCUACCAUGGAGUGCCUCCGUUUUCUUCUGCUACAGAAUGUGGGAGAGGAGCCAGAGCAGCGAGCCAUCCAAAACAUGCUCAUCUCCGAGCACCUCCUGCCUUUGAUAGACAAAUCUCUUGGAAGCUGUGCCUUGCAAAGCGGGCCUCUGUUCCCUCAGAUCACUGAGAUGCUAGUCUCAUGGGAGAAGCGAGCAGACGGGAACGAGGCCGCCACUUUCCUCAGACUUCUGGCAGAUUUCUGGGAAGAUUUGGGUAGCCUCUGUGUGCGCUAUGUGGACCACGAGGAGCAACAGGUUGAGCAGGUGGUGCUACAGGGCAUUGCCACACUGUUGCAGAUCAUGCAGAAUCCAACAAGCUACUGCACCAAGCAAGGGAAGAGAAAGAAAGCUGUAAAGGUCUGCUUCUCUGAGGAGGAGGUGAAAGGACAAGUGGAGGAAAACCUGAGCCAAACUCCAGAGGUGGAAACCUUACAGGGGCAGGAGAAGCAGUAUUCUCCCCUGAGGAGCAGCCACCUGUUGGAGCUGGUGUGCCAGCUGGCUGAGCUGAACAUGGUGUAUGUGACUGAGCGCGAAUCGGAGAGGCAUCUGCACUUCCUGGCUCUGUUGUUGCAGGCUUUCCCAAAGGCCCAGGUGUUCCAAGGGCUGCUGAGACCAGACGAUGGAAAGACAGAGGUGCAAUUGGAGGCUGAGCUGUCAGAAAAUCCAGCCACCCGUUUCCUUCUGCAGAGGGUGAUGGUGUGGCUCAGGCAGGACGACAGGAAAGACACAGAGUUCCUGGUGGACAUGGUGUUCAGUUCUUUGCAAUGUUGCAGCUCGAAUGCAGAGCAGACACUUGUACUCGACCACAUCACCGUGGAUUUAAAAUGGAGUGUUAUUCUGCAGAUUAUCCAAAAGGCAUGUGCUGAUGCUGGGCAUUUGGAGCUGUGCGCAGGGUGGUUAAGAGGAUCUGUGUUAGGUGAGCGUAUGGUAAGACUGGCUGGUGAGCUGUGUGCGGCGGGGCUGAAAGGUUCUCCUUACACGUCAUCUGCCUUGGACCAACAUAACCACAGCUGGCGCCUCAUUAGUCUGGCCCUAUCUCAGCAGCUUGAUGAUGAGUCUCUGAUAGGAAAGGUGUACGUAGAACAGAUCAUUGAGAGGCUUCAUGCUACACUGUCUGAGGCGAAGGGCAUGUCUGAUGCUGGCAACAUGGAACCUCUGGUCUCCUUCAUAUCCAACGUAGCCUUUAACUUCUUCUCAUCAGUAAAAGGCUGUCUCCUGCUGGCUGCCGCCGAAGACCUGCUGCUCUCUAUCUUCCAGCUGUGUGCACAGGAGCAGAUGAUAACGCACCUCUCGGACACUCUGCGGGAGAAGCUGAAAAAUGCAUACACUGUUGGAGUGCACUCAUUGGUCACGCACUUGGGGGCAGGUGUCACAAAGGGUACCAUCCUCCACAGUGCUGCAGUCUGGGUUAAAAUCCAACUUCUCACCUCUCCUCUCAAUGUGAAAAGUCUGCAGGUUCUGGUGCAGGCGGUGCAGAGCUUAACUGACACUCUAGCCCAGACGAGUGGCUGUCUACUCUCUCAGUUCAUCACCUGCCUUACUCCAACAACUGAGGAGUGGGCCAAGCUCAGAGAAGCCCUGCCACCUCAGUGGGUGAAGCGGUCCUUGCUGUGUAGGCAUUUUAGAGCAAUUUGCUCGUGUCCUGGGAUGGAGGUGUGGCAGGUGAGGGGCUUAAACACACUCCCCGCACACCUGUGUGUCAGUGCUCUUCUGGGCAAGAUAAUCUUCACUGCAGUGCCAGCUGAUGAACAGCAGGAGGAGACAGACACCUCUGAGUUCUCUGAUCUUGGACACACCGGUGCAGAAAUUCUCUACGCACUGCAGUGGUGUGAAGAGAUGGAACGUUGCCCUGGCUCAUUGUCCGACUAUCACAAAAUGCUUCAAGACUGGGACCUGGUUCAGAAAGUGCACACAAGCAACUCGGAUAAAGUCGCCGUUUUGGAAACACUCUUCACAAGGUCGCGAGAAGAUUGUGCCCUCUGGUCACUGACUUUGGCAAACUAUAUUCAGAAUAGCAAAUCAGCUGCCAGUCGCAUCACGAGUCUCUAUGAUAACGUGGAAUGUUUCUACCCUCUCUCAGAGCAGAACGUGAGCACUAUACAGGUGCUGUGUCCAUAUAUGACUACUACAGAGAGAGAAGCACUCAUCGCGCUGUCCAUUGCUGAAUUGCUCAACUGGCAGGAGAAUGAACAAGAUUGUGCACAAAGUGUUUGGGCAUGCCUAGCGGUGCUUGACUGUUGUCUGCAGGCUGCAACUCCUGUUGAAGAAGAGAUUCUGCUGGCUGUUAUGGCCACCAUGCUCGAGUGGCGCAACAGCAAAGAAGAAUGGUUUCUCUUUAACAGUGACCUGGGGAAAGCAUCUGCUGCACAGCUGGCCCUGCCUGUGGAGAUGAUGCGCUUUCUAUCUCGGCUGGUGAAUCAUUCUCCCACAGUCCUCGGCAACACUCACUGGGACUUCCUACUGUGCUCCAUGCUGGCCUGGCUGGAGACUGCCAGUGAGAGCAGCAGGGCCUUCUGGAACCCUUGUGUGCAACAGUUUGUCCAGGCUAACUGUGAGCUGAUUGUCACACUGAAUGAGUUCUUCACAGCACCACCUGCUGGUGUAAUGGAGCAGCUGCCCCCUGAUCUCAGCUCCGAAUGGCAGGAGUUCUUCGUGGAGGGAAUCCACAAUCUGCUACUGCCUCUACUGAUCAAGAUUCCCAUGGAGUUUUCUGAGCCAGAUGAACCGAUGUUCCCAUUGGCUGUGGUGGAGGCGGCGGGUGAAGCUCUCGGGCACAUUCCUGUCCAGCUGCUCACACACAACACACUCCCAGCUCGGUUUGUGGCCGACCAGAGGAGCAGUCUGUCUGAUGCCCUGCAGACACUGCUGAACACACUCACACCGCUGCUGUUGUUCAAGAGCCGGCCACUGCAGCUAGCUGUCUACCACAUGCUGUACAAGGUAAUGCCUUCCCUACCAGAAAGUGACAGCGAAGGCGCCAGCACCAAAUCUGAAGAUGAAGACGAGGAAGAGCCAUCCUUGUCUCCUCCGGCUGCGAUUAUGAGUAUUGUCACAGCCACAGAGGAGCUGGUGGAGAAUAUUUUGGUUAGUGUAGAAGUGGGCGAGUUUGCUGUUGUGCAACCUCUCAGCAUGGAGCACUGUUGCAUCCUGGGAUAUCUGUUGGCCUGGAAACUCCUUCUCAUCUUCUUUAAGGCUGCACCUUCCCAGCUGCGUGUUCAAUACUGCCUGCAUUUAAAGAAGACUCGUUCACUGCAUAAGCUGCUGCUGCACCUGUUUCGGCUCAUGCCGGAGAACCCGACACUGCCUGGGCAGGUGGCAGAAACGGCAAGCAGAGAGCCCAAAAGCUUCUUCACUGAGAGCCUGUCUCUCUCGCUGCAUCAGAAGGACGACUUGCAGUCUGAGGUUCCACACUUGGCCUGCUCUGUGUACUACAGCGCUCUGAAGGAUCUGCCUGCAAUGGUGCGUCUGUGGUGGAACAGUCAGGAGAAGCGUGUGGUUAGCACUGUGGAUAAAUUCACCAGCAAAUAUGUGAGCAGUGUGCUAUCAGCGCAGGAGAUUGCCUCAGUGCAGUCCAGCACGCAGACCUUCGACAGCAUGACGGUCAAAGCUCGCUCUGCCACACGGGAGGUGAUCGCGACAUACUCAGUGGAUGAUAUUUUUAUUGAGCUAGUGAUCCAGCUGCCUCAGAACUACCCGCUGGGCUCCAUUACUGUAGAGAGUGGCCGCAGGGUCGGUGUCGCAGUGCAGCAGUGGCGCAAUUGGAUGCUGCAGCUCAGCACCUACCUUACACACCAGAACGGCAGUAUAAUGGAAGGUCUGUCUCUGUGGAAGAACAAUGUGGAUAAGCGUUUUGAGGGAGUGGAGGACUGCAUGAUUUGUUUCUCCGUCAUCCACGGAUCCAACUAUUCACUUCCUAAGAAAGCCUGUCGCACCUGUAAGAAGAAGUUCCACUCUGCUUGUCUGUAUAAAUGGUUUACAUCAAGCAAUAAGUCCACAUGCCCCCUGUGUAGGGAGACCUUUUUCUAAACUCCAUCACGGACAAAUGAUUGAAUUUUGAACAUGGACACAAUGGGGAAAAAGAGCAAGCAAAAAAUAUUCGGCCUAUAACAUAAAUCAUUUUGAGUGAGACAGAAGUUGUUCUGGUCAGUGCAGCCCAUUUUAGUGAUCGUGCAGGCACUGGCCUUUACACCUCUCUCUCCUCACUGAGAAGAAUGAUGAACAAGACUCAAUGAAAUGGCAUGGAUUAGACCUAUUUACUCAGACCAGAGAGACUGACACUGCAUCCAAGCUGUCUGUUCCAUGGAUCGGGCUGGACUGGACUGGACCGCCUUGUUGCAUCUCUUUAAUUUUGUUUUGCAAAAGGACAAUGUUCCUGAACCAAGAUGCUUCGUUGCAUAUCCUGUUAUCACAUGGAGCUGAUAAAGGAUUGUCAAUGACAUCAUUUUAAAGUAAUCUUUAAUUUCAUACAUAAAGCUGUUUUCACUGAAAUUGGCCUGGAUAUCAGAAUAUUGUGUGGUGCUAUGCUAGGGACCAUGUUAAUCAAUUGUAUAGAACCACUUAAUUUUCUGAUUUAUAGUAAAAUUGUUAUAUUAUGUUUCUGCAGUCAUUUGCAUAGACUCUUACUUCCUUUGUUCCUUCCUACUAAUGUAAGGCUCUUAAUGCAAUCGACCCAUAUUAAGUCAGACAUUUACAGUGCUUUUAUCUUCUCUCCAAGGGUGUAAUAAAUCGAUUGUUAAUUAUAAUAACAGCAUUGGUGUUAGCAAUAUAUGACUUAUGUAAAUGCUGCCAAAAAGUCAUUCAUGCUUUAUCCUGGUCAGGGUCAUGAUGGAUCUGGAGCCUGUCCCAGGAACACUGGGCAUGAGGCGAGAAUAUACCCCACACACACAUUUGCACAUUCGUUCACACCUACCUUUUAGUGUAUCCAGUCCAACUGCCAGCAUGUUGUUGAGAGGAAACCCACACGGACGAUAUGCGAAAUUCACACAGAUAUAGAACAACACACAGAACAUAGAUGAAGUUGAGAUUAAAGCUAUGUUGUUCCAAGAAACCAUGAUCAUAACAAUAAUGUAGCAUUUGAAACCAACCAUGCAUGUAUUAUUUUGUCCACUCGCUACAACUAUUGUCCUCUGGAAGUGUGUACAAAAUAUACUCCCUGGUGGUUUUGACAAAUGUGUUCUGGUGUAAAAGUUCUUUGAAGCAAAAAGAAAAAGCAACUGUUCUGGAGGCCUUUAUUGGAGGAGUGCAUUUUUUUUUGUGUGUGUGUGUGUUUUUUUUAAAUGAUUUCCCCCUCUCCCCAGUGUAAACCCAACAGGAAAUAGUGAGAGGUGACAAGAAUUUGUGAUUAAAUCACAGCUGAACAAUCUGCUGAAUGGUAAAUAUUUAAUAGAGGUCAUCAGUGAGGAUCAGUGUGCCAGAUAAAUAAAUAAGAUAAAUAAACA